AUGGGCGCAAACCUCUACUCGAAUGGGACCAGUCAUGGUCAACCGAACUCACCUUUCAAUAAUCUUAAAACCAACACUGCUUCAAUCCCCUGGGCAGAGAUCUUCUCACGCCACGAAGACGUCCUCUCAGCCCAUCUGGGAAUGCUAGAAUCGGUAAAAGGACAUGUCGCACAGGACGGCGAGGCAUUUCGCGCUGUCUCCUCGAUGGUGAACAAGACAAUCCAGGCGAUGAACCAAUUCAAAGUAGUUAGGAAACACAUGUUGGCCAAGAAACCGCUCGAGAACCCCUUCUCCUCCGUCUCUUCAUCGAGUUCCAAGACACAUGCUCGGCAAACACCCACCCCACAGUCUACAGAUGUUGAGUUUACGGGCCGGAGGAAGCGACCAAGGACCGAGGAAGAGAAAGAAACCACGAGUACGGAGUCAGAAACAACUUCACAACCCGAAAUUCCGGUCUUGAAACGAAAGCGCAAUAUCGUUUCCCGCCCAGUCGCUGAGGAACUCGAUACCUCUGGCUCCUUCGAGACGGAAGAUAUCUCGGCAGAAGUCCAGCGUCGACUACGAAUCAAGGAUGAAUGCCGACGACGAAAAGAUGAGGUCAAGCCCGAAAAACGCAAACGAGAAAGUAUGGUUUCCAACGAGAGCACAUCCCCGGGCAACUCCAAGCACCGGAAGAAGCGCGCCAGGACGAGGCACGACUCGACACGAGACGGCGAGACCGCGACAGAGACGAAGGCGGAAUUGAAGACAAGAAGAUAUAUGAAAACCCGCUGA
This is a messenger RNA of Penicillium maclennaniae, 774 nucleotides long. RefSeq lists its product as uncharacterized. The record is from RefSeq and is a predicted model, not a curated record. The transcript is spliced from 4 exons. Bases 1 to 774 code for a protein of 257 amino acids. NCBI's taxonomy places the organism in Eukaryota, Fungi, Ascomycota, Eurotiomycetes, Eurotiales, Aspergillaceae.